Messenger RNA from Aedes aegypti (yellow fever mosquito), 4804 nucleotides. It is a transcript of the gene hrm, whose product is annotated as monocarboxylate transporter 12. Gene Ontology annotation, biological process: monocarboxylic acid transport; transmembrane transport. The coding region runs from base 1515 to 3629 and encodes 704 amino acids. The record is from RefSeq and is a predicted model, not a curated record. Lineage: Eukaryota; Metazoa; Arthropoda; Insecta; Diptera; Culicidae. The transcript has 3 exons. Gene Ontology annotation, molecular function: monocarboxylic acid transmembrane transporter activity.
UAAAACAUCGCCAAUAACAACCAACAACGAAUGCGAAUAUACACACCUGAUGUGUUGUUUGAUGCGACGACAGCUAGCCGAGAAGGGUAUUGGUUUGUUUCUCCCGAAAUGACUGUUCAAUACGUCCCAAGAGCUUGUCCGAUUCGGUUCAACGGAAGCAUCCCUCCGCGGUGGAACUCUCAAGCAACUCAUCAGUUUUCCACCAUCAUACGAGAAAAGCAGACAGUGAAGACGACAGGAGAAGAUUGCUUGCACCCGCUUAGAAAGGGGGUGGUGACUGUUCAUUUCACGCAGAACAAAGUUGUCGAAAAGAUUACUGGCGUGGAAAACCAGGUGAAGUGAUUGUAUACGGUGACCUUAGGAAGCUACGUUUCCUGAAAUGGUGCUAUUUUAACUCAAAUCUAAGUGUGAUUUUUAUACUAAAGUGUAUGAUCUUUAAUGUUCUUGCUCACCGUGGAGUAGUGUUGCACAUUUUGGAAACUUUUUAAAGGGGUUUUGAGUGUUUAUAAAAAGAAGCCCAUUUCAAAAUUACAAACUUACUAAACUUUACGUAAGAGCACAAAGCACCGCUAAAAACCCACAAUAAACUUGAUUGUAUCACACAGUUAGUCAUUUUGACGUAGUGCAGACCAGUAUCACUUGUGUGGAAAUUCGUCUUAGUGACAGUGUUAUUACAUAAAGGAUAGAUGUAAAGCGUCACAUCCGCGGAGAAAUUAGGCCAUUUGCGGAGGUCGAGUCAAUGAAAUCGAGGAUUUAGUUCAGUGAAAAAUCAUUGAGUGAGUGUAUCUUUCAAAAGAGGAAAAAGAAAUCUGCGUUCUGGUUUCCUUUCCCACAAAGAGAACAAAAGAACAAAAUACCACGAAAUCCAUCAGACGACGAAGAAAAAUUACUUAUUUACCAGCAACGAAGGAACAACUGCGGCUGUUUUGUUGAUACAGAACGAGAGCUGUAGAACACAAAGUGAUUCACGACGUCAGCUGUCUGCCUCCCGUUUUGGUGGCGUGUGUAUAUUGCGGCGGUCGGUACUCGAAGAUUAUUGACCUCCACGGAUACCAGUGCAUGUAGUAAAACGCGGAAAAGCUCGGAUAUAUAGUGACUAGCGCGCUGGGAACUAUUCAACCUAUCAAUUAGCAGUGAUAUCAACCCAUCAGCGGUUCGUUGCUCACCAGCAGGGAUCCGGAUUGAUUUACAACUGUCAGCCCCAAGGUUUUUCCGAUGUGGCUGCAAUAGAUAGUCCAGGGCAUCACUUCUAUCAGAGUGUGACUAACUUGUUCAAGCCUAAAUAUAAAAAGCACGCACACUACUUAUGGUUGACUGCGUGAUACUGGCACGGAGACGGACUUCGGACGUGGACGAGGACGCCGACGACGAGUGGAUUUGGCCUUCGUCGGGCGCGAAACUGUCGAUGGUGGUGACGCGAAAUUGAUUCUAUGAGGAACGCCGAAGCUCCACCAAUUUCGACGGUUGAUUGACAACAGAAAGACCCACGCAACAGUCAUCGCCACUCAUCCACAAUGGGCGAGGAAAGCGUCGAGUGUAACGAGGGCAAGCUGAUCACAAAGAACGGUGGAUACAGUCCCGUCAAGCAGCUGGAAAAUGGCGAUCUGGUUAGGAAUGAUAGCCAGAAAAAGAUAGUCCAAUUCGACAAGGCAACGAAUGGCAACAAUCAUAAUAAUGUGAACACCCGUGCCUCCUACCCCGAAAAAAGCGAUGAAAAACCAAUGCACAAUGGAGUUGCAUCCGCCGGCGGAGAUCACUCUGAAAUUAGGACUGAUGAGGAUCCCGACGAUUAUGAAAUGGUUCCACCCGAUGGUGGAUGGGGCUGGCUCGUGCUGGCUGGCUCAAUGUUAGUUAACAUUCUUGUACCUGGCACAAUUAAAAGCUUUGGCGUACUAUUUGUGGAAUUUCUCGAAGCAUUCCAAGCCUCACCAUCGACCGCCGCAUGGAUUCCUGCAUUGUGUUACUUCUUGUACAGCUCACUGGGUCCCCUGUCCAGCAUACUUUCAGUCAAGUACAGCUACCGUACAGUUACCAUUAUCGGUGGAACGUUUGCAGCCGUUGGAAUGAUCAUUACGUAUUGGGCGACUUCGGUUAGUUUUCUGUACAUAAGUUAUGGAGUACUGGUGGGAACUGGAGCUGGACUCUCAUUUCCUCCAACGGUCUACAUCGUCACAUCGUACUUCGUGAAGCUAAGAGGUUUGGCGAAUGGAUUGUGUAUUUCUGGCAGUGCAUUGGGUUCGAUUAUUUUGCCACCCGUAUUGAGAUAUUUGCUGGUGAACUUUGGAUACAGAGGCGCUUGUUUAAUCAUGGGUGGUAUCACUUUGAAUGUAUGGGUUGCUGCAAUAUUUUACCAACCUGUAGAGAACCAUAUGAAAAGAGUAAAAAAGACCAAAGAUUUAGAAGAAGAGUUAGUUGGUAAUGAUACGAUUAUGGAAGAGUCGGAAACCAACGAUGAUCUAGAAGAGGGUCUGAACAUUGAAAAAUCUACAAUGAAACCAAAGUUUAUGAUCACAGGCGACGACACACCAGUUGCUACGCCGACUCUAGAGCACAAGUCUCCGGACAUUUUCCGUUUCAAUCCCAAGCAUGGACUUAUUGAUAGUUUUGCUAGAAGUGUAUCGGCUGCAGCAGUACCAGCUUCUUACCAUAAAGAAGACCACGGCCAUAGACACCGGAAGAUCAGUACUCCCAUAAAAGAGGAGCAUCGAAACCUUACUUUUACUACUCCUCUAAACGAAUCACAGGGAUCACAUUUCCGAUUGAAUAGACUGAACUCUAUGCGAAGUGGACAUAGACCUCCAAGACGAUCUCCAUCUACCAGCAGCUUCCAAUACAUCAGUACACCAUACCACGGAAGCACUCUAUCUGCUCUACAGCCUAAAGAAUUUGCCUCUCAUCUGUCGCUGAGAUCGAUUGCGGACAGUUUCAAGCCUGCAUCCAAACAUACAGGGGACAAAUCAGACAAAUCUACGGAUGGUCAGAAAUACUUCGACCUAUCAUUGCUUCGAGACCCGUCGUAUCUUGUAAUACUCAUAUCCAACUCAACCAACGCCAUUGGUUACACUAAUUUUAUAAUUUUGUUACCCGCAUACGCAAUCUCAUUAGGAUUCGAUAAAAGUCUCGCAGCCUACCUGUUAUCGAUUGUUUCGACAUUGGAUCUGCUGGGGCGUAUUGGAGGAUCCGCUCUGUCAGAUACAAACCUCAUUCCCAAAACGUGGUACUUUGUCGGCGGUCUCUCGAUUUCAGGGUUGGCUUUGGCCGUUCUUCCGUUAGCAAGCUCGUAUACCAUGGUUAGCGUUUUUUGCGCUCUAUUUGGUUUAGCAUCUGGGACGUAUGUUGGUAUUACUGCAGUUAUAAUGGCAGAUAUGUUGGGAACCGAACGGCUCACAUCAUCCUAUGGUAUCAGCUUGUUUGUUAACGGAAUUCUACAAUUAGUUGGACCUCCAAUUUGUGGGCUUAUAUUCGAACAUAUUGGUGAUUAUCGACCCCUGUUCACUGCACUUGGUUUUAUCCUACUGGUAGGUUCCUCACUAUGGGGAUUUAUGCCUUUUAUACACAGAAAUAAACUUCGCAAACAACAAAAAGCAGCUGAAGCUCAACAAGAUGUAGAGAAAAGUCUUAUAGCUUAAAAUGUAGAAUGAUACUAAAAGGAUCAAUCGGGGAAUCAAAAUUAACUAUUUAAUUCUUCAAGGUAGAUACUGACAAUGAUUACUUAUAAAGAAUAUGGACAACAACCAGAUCAUUCAUUGCAUUGCUCGAACAUGAUUUUACGGGUUGCACUGUUAAAUCAAAUGAACCUGUGGAUUUUACUUUUAAUGAAAUUUUCACGCCCAAAACAAAUUCUGUAUUAAACAUUUACCUAUAUAUGGAUAAAAUCAAAUGUUUAAAUACAAAGAUAUAUAAAAUACUUACAUUUUAUGAAUUACAAUCUAAUGACUUAUCAUACAUUUCUUGCAGAAUUAGUAAGCAUUGUGCUAAAAUUUUGCAGUCGCUGGUUGGAUACAUAUUCAAAUUAUGUUUGCUCCUUUUUGAUUUUACUAGGAACGAUAUAAACUAUCGUUUAGUUUUAUAUCCAAUGGAAGCUGCUUCUGUUGUCUGUUAUCUUUAUAAGUUAUUCAAUACCUACUGAUAAAAUGUGCAGAAAACAAUCUAUACAAGAUUUUAAUCCUCGAUUCUGUAGUACGCGAAUCGAUGAUGAUCGUGAUAUGACAAUUCAAAACUGAUUUCUUUCAUGAUAUGCAGGAAAUUUAAAAACAAAGUAUUUAAGUGCACAUGAGCUACAACCAAACGGUGCAAAACCGUUGCUUACGAUGAAGCGUAAUACGCAAGGUACUAUUAUUAAGCUGGUAGUUGGAACAAAAAAUGAGAAAGGAGAACAAUAUGAGUAUUAUAUUUUUAGGUAUUUUACAAAUUGCGUGAGCUGAAAUCCAAACUGCGUGAGUUGUUUUUUUUUGUGUAUGAAUGAUUAGGUUAGAUAGUGUAAAUCUACCAUAAAACCGUUGAGAUCCCUAUACGAAUGAUCUGGGGAGGGGGAUUUAAUUUGAAACGUAGUUUAAUGAAUCCUCAAGUGAAUGCAUGUUUGAAAUUAAUUUUAUUUGUGUAGUGUUUGAACUCUAGUUCUAAGUCUUAGAAAUUAUGACUACAGGAGAAAGAACCAUUUCAAAUAUUUAUUCUACUUUUACAGUAGUUCUUUCGCUUAAGGGGAAAAUAUCAAGAAUGUCAUAUUCAGAAUAUUAUGUUACUCGAGAGGUAGAAUACAGCAUUUGGAAUGGACAACAAUAAAUGGAAAAUAAAACAAUUAUAA